This is a messenger RNA of Archocentrus centrarchus (flier cichlid), 1273 nucleotides long. RefSeq lists its product as uncharacterized. Gene Ontology annotation, biological process: positive regulation of DNA-templated transcription. Gene Ontology annotation, cellular component: nuclear body. The record is from RefSeq and is a predicted model, not a curated record. Bases 52 to 864 code for a protein of 270 amino acids. The transcript is spliced from 2 exons. Lineage: Eukaryota; Metazoa; Chordata; Actinopteri; Cichliformes; Cichlidae.
UUUAGUAAGUUGAGACGUUUCGGUGGCCGAAUUGAUGAACACAACGCCAGGAUGCACAACUGGCAGGAGAACGAGAUCAGAGAACUUCUGAAGAUCCGCGGGUCGGACGCGAUCCGCAACUUGAUCACGGGCACAGCGAAGGACUCUGUCGUUUACCACCGGAUGACCAGGCUGCUGGCGGAAAGAGGGGUCCACAGGUCCAACAUGCAGGUAAUCAGCAAGCUGAAGGCGCUCAGGAGACAGUAUACCAAGUACCACGAACAGAAGACCCGCUGCGGGAGCGGCCGCGUCGACUGGCUGUUUUACGACGACUGCCACAGGGUUUUCGGGAAUGCUCCGGCCGGGAACCCGGUGAUGAAGAGGCACAGAAGUCCGGCGCCACCUCCUGCACCUACGCCCUCCCCGCCACUGCCCCCUCCACCUCCGCACCCCUCUUCCAGCAGCGAGGAGCAUUCAGAAGUUGUAGUUGGCAUCUGGGACGAAGUGGACGACAGAGAGCUCAACAAGCACCUGGGUCCAGUGGAGGUGGAUGACGACGAGGACCAGUACAGCCCAUCAGAGCACGCGCAGACCAUCAGUGCCCCGCACGCAAUCCCAUCAAAGAAAAGGAAAACGACAGUGAUGGAGCAAGUCUCCACUUUAGUGUCGGCGACGGUCGCCCAGCUCAGAGAGAUGGACGCUGCCAUGCAGGCGCAGGAGGACGCCCGUCUGCAGAGGUUAAUGGACCACGAGAGGGAAAUGCAGAACAGUCUCGUGAGCCAGCUCAUAGCCAUGAAUGAAAGGAUCAGUCGAGAAAACCACGAAAGACACCUUGAACUCGUGGACAGAAUACUGUCCAGGUUCCCUUCGCCUUCGGGCCACUGACUGACUCGUCCUCGUGAGAAAUGACAGCUCGUGACAAAGUCUUCCACCAGCUGUCCAGUGCCUCAGCCCACAUUCCUUCUUUUUACUGUAUUUCUGUAAGGAUUUAAAAAAACAAAAUCACUUCCACUCGAUGUUAACCUCAACUCUGCUCAGCUGUAGCUACUGCAGAUCCAGGUCAUGUUCACACCGCAGGUUUUCAGCCUCUGUUUUCAUCUGGGUUUCUGAUCAUGUGACUUCAUUUAAAUCUUUUAGUUAACCAGUUCAUACCAGUGUAAACUGGCAGUGGUGCUAGAAAAGCUAAUAUGCAGAUAAAGAAAUAUCAAAACACUAAUUUGAAUGAAAUAAUGAUGCUGCCCCAUAAUGGGCUGCUUUGACUCUGUUUUGCUUCAGACAAGAAGCUUUUAAACCC